ACACAUGAAGGCAUUUGUGUCUAAUGCAAUUCACUAUCUUAGGUUUCAAAAUGACGGGAAAACAAGUUUACUUCAAAGACACUUACAGGUGCUGAGUGUCACAACUGAUAUCACAGUAUUUGAGCUCAACAAUGGAAUAUCAGUAGAGUUUUAUACAUGUUUGCAUGAACUGAUGACUAGUUUGGAACCUAGUUGUCCGCUAGUAUGGUCAGCUGUUACUGUUCUGCAACAGGCUUGCAAGCACAAAUCGGCAAGAGCUGCCCUGACAAAUACUUUUAAAUUUGUUCCUGUUUUAGCCAAGAUUUUGGGAAACAAUCUUACUCGUGAAAAGAAAGUAAAUGUACUGAAGCUGUUGCAGGAUGUGACUUAUGGAGCAGUAAUCCCACGGCAAGAAGCACAUUUAACAAAACUAGUGUCAAUACUAUCGUCAUGGAUAAUAAAUGAGAAAAAUACAGCUGGUACUCUUUCACUUGGAGUGCUUGUGAACUUGUGCUAUAAGAAUGUCCCAGCCAUUUACACACUUCUACGUUGUGUGGAUCACAAAAGUUUCCUAAAGACAUUGCUUGAACUCAAAACAGAAAAUAUCUACACAACAGUACAGGUACUGAAGUUGCUAACAGAAUGUGACAGUGUAUCAGGAGGAAUACCUGAUGGAGAUAUACUUUAUUUUGUGACAGUGGCAUUCAUGAGUAUAAAAGAAGUUCUCAGGACCAGGGACACAUUUCUACUGAGACUGAUAUUAGAUUUCUUCGCUGAUGUUAACUCCAGUACCCACACACGGCAAGUUCUUCUUUCAUAUACAAGCUUUAAGGAUGGCGUGGAGAAGCUUUUAGAUCAGCACUGCCUGUCAGAUCCACCUGAAGAGCUUGGCAUGCUGCUGGAAUUCUUGCAGACUUUAAUCUUAAUCCGUAUAGAAGACCUCAUGCCACUGUAUAGUCGCAUUUUGCAGUUGGCGCUGUGCUCUAUUCCAUGUUCUGCUGUUGCAGCCCCGGCACUCUCACUUGCUCAAGCUAUACUCGGUACCAGCACCAAUACCUCUGGAGAGAGUGGAAGUUUAAUAGGACAAUUCAGUGGGAGUCUUUCUACCCUGUUAACAGUUUUUUGUGAUGAAAAUGGAACACCAGAUGUACAACAGCAAUUAUGUGAACUCAUGAGGGAUAUGUGUGAUGUGGCUCAACUAAGAGAAAAACUGCUUCAGGUUCUUGAUGUUGAGCUGGUUCAGCAGCAAAUUCGUCCCUUAGUCACCCCUGAAGAUCGUCCUCACUAUUAUUAUGAUGAACGUGUGACAAAAACUAUUCUGUCUGUGCUUGAGCUUACAGUAAGAUUGGCACAGUUUGAUGGCAGGUGGCUCACUGCUGCUUCAGGUAUGCUGGAGCCCACAUCUGUACAUAUGAUAUUGGCACUGGCUCUUUCCUCUGCAUCCGAAGAUAUUCGUCGGAGAAUUUUCAACCUUGUUGUUUCACCUGCAGUUACAAGAGACUGUUUGUCACAACUGAUAACACCGAGGGGAGCCGCAGCUCGUGGCGUUGCGCGCGAGUGUCGCGGCGGUGUGGAACGGUCGCGCUCGCUGGAGCUGGAGCGAGGUACCUGGCGUGGCUCUCCGGACGUUUCGCCGCCUCCCCCGCCGCACCUGCAGGCGCCCUGGGGAAAUCUGGCCGGAGAGAUGCGGCCGGGCAUCAGCGGCGGCGGCGGCAGCAGACCUGCGAUCCGCUGCUGCAGACGACGGUUCGCACUUCGCCGCGUGUUACGAGACUACUAA
This is a messenger RNA of Schistocerca nitens (vagrant locust), 1759 nucleotides long. RefSeq lists its product as uncharacterized. Bases 5 to 1759 code for a protein of 584 amino acids. The transcript has 2 exons. NCBI's taxonomy places the organism in Eukaryota, Metazoa, Arthropoda, Insecta, Orthoptera, Acrididae. The record is from RefSeq and is a predicted model, not a curated record.